CCUGUCCUAGAUUUCUUCUUCCCGAAACCCUUUCUGGAUUUGCGUUGCUUUUGAUUUUGGUUUCCAGUUUUCCUUUCGAAAAUCAUAUAUGUAAUCGAUUGGAUUAAAAGGAAACCAAACCAAAAGGAACAAGUCAUUUGAAUUGAAUGCAAAGUUAAAACAAAAGAAAGAAAGGAGAGGCGUGGUAAUGGCGUACAAGCCUACCACCACACAAAUCUCUGAUAAAUUAUUGCUUCCAUGCUUUCUUCUUCAUCUACCUUUUUGCGUUGAAGAAUCCUGACCUGAACGAAUAGUAGUUGAGUAUGGACAUUGCCGCCCUUUUGACUUCGGCGGGAAUCAAUAUAGCUUUGUGCGUGUUGCUUUUCACACUCUACUCUGUACUAAGAAAACAGCCCAGCAAUAGAAUUGUCUAUUUCGGUCGGAGGCUCGCGUCCGUGCAGUUGAGAAGCAAUGAUCCUUUCUCCUUGGAGAGGUUUGUUCCGUCCACUAGCUGGUUGAUUAAAGCUUGGGAAACAACUGAAGAUGAAAUUUUGACCGUUGGUGGGUUGGAUGCUGUUGUUUUUCAGAGGAUACUUAUCUUCAGUAUCCGGAUAUUCUCUAUUGCUGCUGUCAUUUGUAUGUUUCUAGUUCUUCCAGUGAAUUACUAUGGGAAAGAAAUGGCACAUAAGCGGCUUGGAGCAGAAUCUUUGGAUGUUUUCACAAUCGGAAAUGUCCAGGAAGGUUCAGUAUGGCUUUGGGCUCAUUGUCUUGCAUUAUACACAAUAUCUUGUACAACUUGCGCUCUUCUAUACUUUUUAACCAUUGGCCCUUUUAUCCAGGAAUAUAAGAGCAUCACGAAGAUGAGGCUGACACACCUAAGAGGUUCACCGACAAACUCCAGCCAUUUUACUGUGCUAGUUCGAUCAAUUCCAUUUGUUCCAGGAGAAUCAUAUAGUCAUACACUGAAAAAAUUCUUUACAACUUAUUAUCCAUCAAACUACUUGGCGCACCAGAUGGUACACCACUCUGGUGUUGUCCAAAAAUUGAUGGAUGAGGCGGAGAAGAUGUGCAAGAUGCUUAGUGCUGUUUCAUCUGAUGGACGAAGUUUAAAGCCAUUUUGUUUUUGUACCUCAAGUACACUUUCCUUUCACAUUCUAUCUGACCAACCAGAAAGUGGUGAUGAGAGUAUCAGAUAUUCUGAUUUUGAAAUUGCUCCACCAGAUAAUGUAAGAAUCUUGACACUGCAUGCACCUGUUUUGGAGUGCCCUGUUGCUUUUGUCUUCUUCAAAACUCGUUUUGCUGCUGUCGUCGCCACACAGAUGCUUCAGACUACAAAUCCAAUGUUGUGGGUGACAGAACAAGCCCCCGAACCACAUGAUGUUUUAUGGUCAAGCUUGUCUAUCCCCUACAAGCAGCUCUGGCUCCGAAAGAUAGCCACACUUCUAGCUGCAAUAGUUUUCAUGUUUCUAUUUCUCGUUCCAGUGACAUUUGUUCAAGGCUUGACUCAACUAGAUAAACUAUCAAAGACUUUCCCCUUCCUGCGAGGUCUUUUAAAAAAAGACUAUAUAAAUCAUGUGGUGACAGGUUACUUGCCUAGUGUGAUCUUAACGCUAUCUCUGUAUACUGUGCCACCAACAAUGAUGUUGUUUUCGGCAAUAGAGGCACCCAUCUCCAGAAGUGGACGAAAAAAGAGUGCAUGCUUGAAAAUCUUGUACUUCACCAUUUUGAAUGUGUUCUUUGUCAAUGUUCUCUCAGGUUCCGUUAUUAGUCAAUUAAGUGUCUUCUCCAGUGUAAGAGACAUACCACUGGAACUUGCCAAAGCGAUACCCACUCAGGCUAGCUUCUUCAUGACCUACGUUUUCACAUCAGGGUGGACGGGUUUGGCUUGUGAACUGAUGCAACUCUUCACAUUUGUUUGCAACCUGGUCAAGAAGUUCAUCCUCAGAAACUAUGAAGAUGCACAUGAUUGGCUUAUGGCCUUCCCCUACCACACAGAAGUCCCAAGAGUUCUCUUAUUCGUACUCAUAGGCUUCAGCUGUUCGAUCAUGGCACCUUUGAUACUGCCAUUUUUGUUGUUCUAUUUCUUUAUGGCUUACCUCAUAUACAAAAACCAGAUUCUCAACGUUUAUUUAAAGAAAUAUGACAGUGGUGGACUGUUCUGGCCUAUUGUGCACAAUACAACAGUGUUUUCGUUGGUGUUGACCCAGAUUAUAGCUCUUGGAGUUUUCGGGAUCAAGGACUCCCCAGUUGCAUCAGGAUUUACCAUUCCCCUCAUAGUUUGCACACUUCUGUUUAGUGAAUAUUGCAGACAACGGUUUCAGCCUGUUUUUAAAAAACCUGCUGCCCAGGUUUUGAUAGACAUGGAUAGAGAGGAUGAGAAUGGUGAUAGAUUCGAAGAUAUUUACAAUCGGUUACGUACAGCUUAUUGCCAGAUCCAAUUGACUUCACAUGAACUUCGACCAGGUUUAGCAGUAACACGGGUCAAUGAUGUGGCCGAGACCAUCCCGUGUUCAGGAGGCCCCAAACCAGGUUCAUUUCUCUAAUUAGUUCUUCCCUGGGUUAGGUUUAUUUGUCCUUUGAGACAUACAGAAUCCUAAUCCCAUGCUUUCUUUUUGUUUGUUUGAAGACGAGCAGUGGGGUAAGUAAAGCUUGGGCUGUCUGCAAUUUUGAAGAUAACUAAGAUCCUUUUGAAGUGGACUUCUUUAGUGAUGAAGUCUUUUUUUGUUUUCUUUAUAUUUUUGUGUACAUAUACUUCUCUCAAUUGUUUUCUGCUGCUUCACAUUGGGGGAUGGCCAUAUUUGACCCCAUCAUCUAGUAGUAGUGUUGGAGUAACAGUUUGAGGGGUUUUCUUUGUACAGGGUAGAGGUAAUUGUGAACUUGGCGAAGUGUAAGUUUAAAGUAUAUAUAUGCCAAUAUAGAAUGUAC
Messenger RNA from Linum tenue, 2904 nucleotides. NCBI's taxonomy places the organism in Eukaryota, Viridiplantae, Streptophyta, Magnoliopsida, Malpighiales, Linaceae. The record is from the annotation of a GenBank genome assembly.